Molecule: messenger RNA, 831 nt
Organism: Cladophialophora yegresii CBS 114405
Lineage: Eukaryota; Fungi; Ascomycota; Eurotiomycetes; Chaetothyriales; Herpotrichiellaceae
Product: alanyl-tRNA synthetase
Exons: 1
Coding region: 1-831 (276 amino acids)
Biological process (GO): regulation of translational fidelity; alanyl-tRNA aminoacylation
Molecular function (GO): ATP binding; nucleic acid binding; alanine-tRNA ligase activity
Source: RefSeq, a predicted model, not a curated record
AUGUCGACGACCCUCCCCCGCACAGUCCUCGCCUACCAGACAAACGCAAAACUAUACACCCUCUCAACCCUCGUCCAAGCAAUCACGCCCUUCCCCCAACUCCCGGAAUCCUCACAACAAGUCUUCAAGACCGCCACCCCCAGCCCUACAGACGAGGACUCCGUGGUGGUCACACGCGAAACAAUCUUCCACCCGCAAGGCGGCGGCCAACCGUCCGACGUCGGGCUUAUCACAUCAUCCACAAGCGAUGGCGCGAAGUUCACCGUCUCCGCGGUCCGCCAUGACGUGGCCCACGACGGCGUGGUCCUCCAUCUCGGCCGCUUCGCCUCACCCACACCAUUCACCGUGGGAGACACAGUGACGCAAUCCAUCGACGUGGACAAACGCGUCUUAUACUCCCGACUACAUACCGCGGGCCACGUGCUUGGCGCGGCCGUGCGGCAUUUGUUGGAGCGCGAGAUCCCAGGCUUCGACGAGCUCAAGGCCUCGCAUUUCCCCGACAGCGCGGCGUGCGAGUUCCGCGGCCUCAUUGGGGGGCAGUGGAAGGAGGGCAUCCAGCAGCGGGUCAACGAGUACGUUAACCGCGCGAUGCCCGUGCGCAUCGAGUUCUGGGACGAGGACGAUUUCCGGCGCGAGGGGCUCGAGAGGUUGAUUCCCACGGACGUCGAUGUGGCGCGUGGCGAAAAGUAUCGCGUCGUCCGGAUCGUGGGGGCCGAGGUCUAUCCUUGUGGGGGCACGCAUGUUGAGACGACGGAUCUUUGUGGCAAGGUUGGGGUCAGGAAGAUCAGUCGCCAAAAGGGCACGAGUCGGGUGAGUUAUAAUGUGAAUUAG